CUGUUUGCUUCUGUUCCGUUUUGUUUAUAUUUGAUUUGUGUAUCUAAUGUUCUCCUUGGAUAAAUGUAAUCAUUUGCUUUAGAAAGUUUCUCUGUUGUCCUUUUCGCCUAGUCGGAACUAUUAAAUGUGUUCCGUGUUUCAGGCGGAAUGUGUUCGGUCGGAUAUGCAUCGGCUUGGUUAUUGCCAUUAUUCUAAAUAAAGAAUAUUUCAUUGACGGUUCCCUUUAAUUUUCUUGCAUUAUUUUUUUAUACAGCUGGUAUACAGUGUGCAUCUGCUAAGAGCUUUCUGUAGUUAAGCACCGGUGUGUCAGUACUACAGCCAACCAUGAAUGUAAACCAAGGUACAGUCGGGAGUGACCCAGUGAUCCUGGCCACCGCUGGGUAUGAUCACACAGUGCGGUUCUGGCAGGCACACAGUGGGAUCUGCACCAGAACAGUACAGCACCAGGAUUCUCAGGUGAAUUCACUAGAAGUAACCCCUGAUAGGAGCAUGAUUGCAGCUGCAGGUUAUCAGCACAUACGCAUGUAUGACCUCAACUCAAACAAUCCAAAUCCUGUAAUCAAUUAUGAUGGCGUUAGCAAAAAUAUCACAUCGGUUGGCUUCCAUGAGGAUGGCAGAUGGAUGUACACUGGAGGGGAGGACUGCAUGGCCCGCAUCUGGGAUCUGAGGUCAAGAAAUUUACAGUGUCAAAGGAUCUUCCAGGUCAAUGCACCCAUUAAUUGUGUGUGUCUUCAUCCCAACCAAGCUGAAUUGUUUGUUGGAGAUCAAAGCGGUGUGAUCCAUGUUUGGGAUCUGAAAACAGACCAUAAUGAGCAGCUCAUCCCAGAGCCAGAGGUGUCGGUGAACUCUGUGCACAUUGACCCUGAUGCUAGCUACAUGGCUGCUGUCAAUAGUUCUGGCAACUGUUAUGUAUGGAAUUUGGCUGGAGGAAUCGGCGAUGAGGUGACACAGCUUAUACCCAAAACCAAAAUCCCUGCUCACAAGCGGUACUCUUUGCGCUGUAAAUUCAGUCCUGACUCCACAUUGCUGGCCACCUGCUCUGCAGACCAGACGUGUAAGAUCUGGAGGACUUCAAACUUCUCACUGAUGACAGAGCUGAGCAUCAAGAGCAACAAUCCUGGAGAGACGUCUCGCGGCUGGAUGUGGGACUGUGCCUUCUCUGGAGACUCGCAAUACAUUGUCACAGCCUCUUCAGAUAAUUUGGCACGUCUGUGGUGUGUGGAGACUGGGGAAAUUAAGCGUGAGUACAGUGGGCAUCAGAAGGCUGUGGUGUGUCUGGCCUUUAAUGACAGUGUGCUUGGUUAAAUCGAAAGCAGUGCCCCAUCAUCUCCUAUUCUGAUUAAACAGGCAGCAGUACUGUUUAUUGUCACAAAGGUUUGCAGUUUGGAGUAUAUCUUGGAGAUAUAUGAAGCAUCAUAAAAGUUUGAUCAUUUUGAUUGUUAUUGAAAUCGUAAUAAAUUAUUCUUUGUGUAUAA
This is a messenger RNA of Silurus meridionalis, 1475 nucleotides long. It is a transcript of the gene mlst8, whose product is annotated as MTOR associated protein, LST8 homolog (S. cerevisiae). The transcript is spliced from 9 exons. Gene Ontology annotation, molecular function: protein binding. Lineage: Eukaryota; Metazoa; Chordata; Actinopteri; Siluriformes; Siluridae. Gene Ontology annotation, biological process: TOR signaling; regulation of actin cytoskeleton organization. Gene Ontology annotation, cellular component: TORC2 complex; TORC1 complex. The record is from RefSeq and is a predicted model, not a curated record. Bases 325 to 1305 code for a protein of 326 amino acids.